Molecule: messenger RNA, 3674 nt
Organism: Ochotona princeps (American pika)
Lineage: Eukaryota; Metazoa; Chordata; Mammalia; Lagomorpha; Ochotonidae
Gene: NR2C2
Product: nuclear receptor subfamily 2 group C member 2
Exons: 17
Coding region: 905-2794 (629 amino acids)
Biological process (GO): positive regulation of transcription by RNA polymerase II; cell differentiation; positive regulation of embryonic development
Molecular function (GO): zinc ion binding; nuclear receptor activity; RNA polymerase II cis-regulatory region sequence-specific DNA binding
Source: RefSeq, a predicted model, not a curated record
CUUUUCAGAAUUUAGAAACAUUAAAUUCUUCAAGUCCACUACAACCCACGCACGAUGCUGAACCUGCUAUCUGUUGGAAAGCUUUCCUAGAGGUUGUUGUAAUUUUCUUAGCCUUGUCCACCUAGCUGCCUGUGCUCAGACAUACUAGCCCAGCUAACUUCCUGACAGCCUGGCCUGCUCUGCAUCCCAGGCUCACACUGUCGGUCCUCACCCUAAGGCCUCAGGUGCCAGCUUCUUCCAACCUCCCAGACUAGUUGGCUUUUUUACUUUGUUUCCAUAGAACUUUUCCCUCACUUUCUAAUUGCAUGCUCUAUGAUGUGAUUUGUUUGAUUACUGUCUGUCCUCACCACACUGUUAAGUUUGAGAACACAAAUCUCUCUGCUCACUGUUGUAUCCAGCACUUAGCAAAAUGCCUAACUCUAUUUGUUGAGUGAUUGGAUUGUCAGUAACUUAUGAUAGUACUGAUAACUAAGUGGCAGCUAAAAAUGGGUGCUUUUCUAUGUGGACUUGUUUGGCAAUUUAAAUAGCUCUUUGAGCAAUAAAAUGUCCUUUACAGUGUCUGGAGAAAAUUAAGUGAUUCCUGGCAAGAUCUCCACUGUAAGAAGAUACUAAAUAUGGGUGAUGUUUCUGUCUCUAGGACCGCCUAUGGCUGUGUUAGCAGUAAGCGAAGCUCUCAGAAGGUGAAUACUUCUCCUUGCUCAUUUUUAAGCAGCUUUCAAAGCUGCUGUUGAUGAUGCCUGAAGCUGCUUUGGAGGCAGAAAACCAACAGUGAGAUCAAGAAUUGUAAGAAUUCAAGUGUAUAAAGAAAGGUUGCUGCUCAGUUCAAGUGUGUAAAGAAAGGCGCUUGAGAUGGUCCAGGAAGUUGGUGUGGGAGAACCAGGUUCUCUAAUGAUCUUGCUUCAUCAUGGCUACAAAUAUGGAGGGGCUGGUUCAUCACAGAGUGGGGACCCAGCAGGUGGCUGAGGUACCACGCACACAGACCUCUCGGCCGGAAUCUCCAGGGAUGACCAGCCCCUCCCCGCGCAUCCAGAUCAUCUCCACCGACUCCGCGGUAGCCUCUCCUCAGCGCAUUCAGAUUGUGACUGACCAGCAGACAGGACAGAAGAUCCAGAUAGUCACAGCAGUGGAUGCCUCUGGAUCCCCCAAACAGCAGUUCAUCCUGACCGGUCCGGAUGGAGCUGGAACCGGGAAGGUGAUCCUGGCUUCCCCAGAAACAUCCAGUGCCAAGCAGCUCAUAUUCACCACCUCUGACAACCUUGUGCCCGGCAGGAUUCAGAUCGUCACGGAUUCUGCCUCUGUGGAGCGGUUGCUGGGCAAGGCAGAUGUGCAGCGGCCCCAGGUGGUGGAGUACUGCGUGGUCUGUGGCGACAAAGCCUCUGGCCGUCACUAUGGGGCUGUCAGUUGUGAAGGUUGCAAAGGUUUUUUCAAAAGGAGCGUGAGGAAAAAUUUGACCUACAGCUGUCGGAGCAACCAAGACUGCAUCAUCAACAAGCAUCAUCGCAAUCGCUGUCAGUUCUGCCGGCUAAAAAAAUGCCUAGAGAUGGGCAUGAAGAUGGAAUCUGUGCAGAGUGAACGGAAGCCCUUUGAUGUGCAACGGGAGAAACCAAGCAAUUGUGCUGCUUCAACUGAGAAAAUCUAUAUCCGGAAGGACCUGAGAAGUCCCCUGAUAGCCACCCCCACAUUUGUAGCAGACAAAGAUGGAGCAAGACAAACAGGUCUUCUUGAUCCAGGGAUGCUUGUGAACAUCCAGCAGCCUUUGAUACGUGAGGAUGGCACGGUUGUCCUGGCCACAGACUCCAAGGCAGAAACAAGCCAGGGGGCUCUGGGCACACUGGCAAACGUUGUGACCUCCCUUGCUAACCUAAGUGAAUCCUUAAACAAUGGUGACACUUCAGAAAUCCAGCCAGAGGACCAGUCUGCAAAUGAGAUUACACGGGCAUUUGAUACCUUAGCUAAAGCACUUAAUACCACAGACAGCUCCUCGCCUCCAAGCCUGGCCGAUGGGGUAGACACCAGUGGCGGGGGGAGCAUCCACGUCAUCAGCCGAGACCAGUCAACACCCAUCAUUGAGGUGGAAGGCCCUCUCCUUUCAGACACACACGUCACAUUUAAGCUAACAAUGCCCAGCCCGAUGCCAGAGUACCUCAACGUACACUACAUCUGCGAGUCUGCGUCCCGCCUGCUCUUCCUCUCCAUGCACUGGGCCAGGUCAAUCCCAGCUUUUCAGGCACUUGGGCAGGACUGUAACACCAGCCUAGUGCGGGCCUGCUGGAACGAGCUAUUCACCCUGGGCCUGGCCCAGUGUGCCCAGGUCAUGAGCCUCUCCACCAUCCUGGCCGCCAUUGUCAACCACCUGCAGAACAGCAUCCAGGAAGAUAAGCUUUCUGGCGAGCGGAUAAAGCAGGUCAUGGAGCACAUCUGGAAGCUGCAGGAGUUCUGCAACAGCAUGGCGAGGCUGGAUAUAGACGGCUAUGAGUACGCAUACCUUAAAGCUAUAGUUCUCUUUAGCCCCGAUCAUCCAGGUUUGACCAGCACAAGCCAAAUUGAAAAAUUCCAAGAGAAGGCACAGAUGGAGUUGCAGGACUAUGUUCAGAAAACCUACUCGGAAGACACCUACCGAUUGGCCCGGAUUCUCGUCCGCCUGCCGGCACUCAGGCUCAUGAGCUCCAACAUAACAGAAGAACUUUUUUUUACUGGUCUCAUUGGCAAUGUUUCAAUAGACAGCAUAAUCCCCUAUAUCCUCAAGAUGGAGACCGCGGAAUACAACGGCCAGAUCACGGGAGCCGGCCUCUAGCGCAGCCCCGGCCCGCCACCAGGAGGUAGCAGACAUUCCCCGUGCUGGCCACCCCCCACCUGGUGACCCCAGACGACCACGACUGAGACUCGUAGGACCCUCCCUGCCUCAGAGACGUUCUCAUGCCUUUGGAUGAAGCAGACUUUGGAACAAUCUUUUAAAAACUCAAUUUGUAUUUAGGAAUUCUCAAAGGGCAAAAAACAAAAAAUGAAGUUUUAUAAUGUCAGAUUAGUAUUAAAGAAAACUAAAAGAAACUAAGAGAACAGUAUGUGUGUAAAUAUAUUAAAAAUGUCCUUGGAGCUAAUAGCUACUAAUUACCAGGGUAACAAUAUUAGCACUUUCUGAGCACUUCUUAUCCAUGUUAGCAGCAUCUUGCCUGUGGGCAGGGCAAGUGGAGACUGCAUGUUAGUGUUUUGCUGAAAUGCUAAGGAUUCUGUGACAACUGCCGAGGGUACAGGAGACAAUCAUUUCUGUGUAAGCGAAGGCAGCAUGAUUCCUGACUGUACGCACACAUCAGUGAUGUUGGGCUCAACUCCUGUGAAUGAAAAGGUGACUCUGGCAUCAUGUAUUAAGGGGGGUGGCACUAGUGCAGGUGGAGCACCCAAACUGGAAGCUCCCCACUGGAAGCUGGCACUUGUGGCACUUGCCACAGCCCCUGACCUGUCUAGGACUGGUGUGUGUGGGCUCCACCAUGCCUGGAGCCUUCUUCCUGUGGCUGCCUUCUGGGAUGAGACUGCCAGACAAGGCCCGCAGCGCCUCCAUGUCCAUGGCAGAUGGCAUCUGAGUAGAAAGCCUAAAUGGGCAUUUUGAACCCUCAACAGCACUUCUGACAGGACAGGUGACUCCAUGCUGUCCAGCCGGAAGGACAUGGCCUCUGGAG